AUGUCCGAGCAAACCUCGCAUAGUGACAUGCCUUUGGAUAAUAGUGAAAUCUAUGAAGAUGAUAUUUUGGCAUCAACAGAAUUGGGUUCACAACCUAAAAGAGCUAGAAAAGGUGGCUCUAGUUUUUAUAAAGUAUGGAGUUAUGUGACUAAGGGUGUACAA
Racocetra persica is the source of this 162-nucleotide messenger RNA. The record is from the annotation of a GenBank genome assembly. Lineage: Eukaryota; Fungi; Glomeromycota; Glomeromycetes; Diversisporales; Gigasporaceae.